Molecule: messenger RNA, 1971 nt
Organism: Babjeviella inositovora NRRL Y-12698
Lineage: Eukaryota; Fungi; Ascomycota; Pichiomycetes; Serinales
Gene: AKR1
Product: palmitoyltransferase
Exons: 1
Coding region: 1-1971 (656 amino acids)
Biological process (GO): protein palmitoylation
Cellular component (GO): Golgi membrane
Molecular function (GO): protein binding; palmitoyltransferase activity
Source: RefSeq, a predicted model, not a curated record
AUGCCUAUCAUGCAAUCCCCUCAAAGCCCGGAGGAAUCCAACCCCACCUUGAAAUCAUUCAUGGCGGCGUGCCAGACCGGCAACUUACCCACCGUCAAAGACCUCGCGGCAGUCUGCGCCACUGAAACCUUCCCCGACAACAUCACCGGUCUCCACUGGGCGGCGAUCAACAACCGCCUCUCCGUGGUCCAGUACUUGGCGGAAUCCUAUCCAGAAAUUCUCGAUGUUCGCGGUGGUGACUUGGAUGCAACCCCGUUGCACUGGGCGUGCCGCUACGGACUUGUCUAUAUCGCGGAUUACUUGAUCAAGCAAGGCGCCGACCCCGCGCGCUGCGACUCUCAGGGCUUCAACUGUCUCCACCUUGCUAUCAACUCGUCUAACAUUAUGCUUGUGAUCUACAUUCUCAAUACUACGGACAUCCACGUCGACACCCCUGACCCCAACCGGCGCACAGCACUUGGAUGGGCUGCUUACCAGGGCGACACCCUCAGUGUCGAGGUGUGCCUUCAGCACGGCGCGGACGUUGCACAGGCAGAUGACCAAGGCUUCACUCCAUUACACUGGUCGUACAUGCGCGGUACCUUCCCGAUCAUUAAGCAGUUACUCGAGCACGGCGCCGAUGUCAACAACACGACGUACGACGGAAAGAGUAGCUUCGACAUUGCGCGCGACAUGAAUUGCUUGCCGACGUUGAAGAACGCGUUGUACGAGACAGGCCGGGACCGUGAGACCGGGCUCAUGAAGCCAAAACUCAUGGGUGAGUCUACUGCCAAGGUGGCCACCUUCUUCGCUCCGUAUGUCAUGCUUGGGGUCGCUUUGGCCGGGGUUAGACUCAUGGAAACCAGCGACUUUCUCCGCCUCUUUGCGGUGUUUCCGGUAUUAGCUCUCCUCCACUUCCUUACCAUGCAUCUCCUCGUGCCGAACUAUCUUCGCACCCACCAAAACGCGCUUUUGAAGACCCCCUACCUUGCGGGGGUCUUUUCCGCAUCCUUCUUUUACUGUGUCGUGGUGUGGGUCACCCAUUUCGCGGCAGACUUUCUCGAAACCCCCCUCGCUCACAUUUUCUUUGUCCUUUCCGCCGCCGCGGUAUACGGCUUGUUCUCCAAGGCUAUGUUUAUCAACCCCGGCUAUAUUCACCGUCCUGCCAGCAAGACCGACACCCAGGGACACAUUAUGGCGCUCAUGGCGAUCGGCAAGUACGACGCGCAGCACUUCUGCAUCCACACGAUGGUGCGUAAGCCGUUGCGUGCGAAAUACUCCGAACACUCGCGUAAGUUGAUCGCAGGCUUCGACCACUACUGCCCGUGGUUGUACAACGAGGUGGGCGUGCGCAACCACAAGCUCUUUGUCGGCUUCAUCCUUGCGUUGGAGGUUGCCGCCUUAUGUUUCCUUCAUCUUGCGCUCGAGUCGUUUGACGAACUUCCGUCUGUGGAUGAAUGUGCCGUGUUGGGCGAAUCGCUCUGCCGAGCCGCGACACACACGCCGUUCGCCCUCAAUCUCUUCUUCUGGACGUGUUUCCAGCUCAUAUGGUUAUCUUUCUUGAUCUUCACACAACUCUUCCAGAUCUCUCGCGGCUUAACCACCUACGAGGCGUCUAAGUUGUACAAGAAAGACCAUCGCCAGAACCCGUACUAUGCCAGCGUGCCCGAAGACCUCGCUGGACUGACCGAGACCCCCGUUGAAGAUCCCCUUCCGAAAAACAUCACGUUAUGCGGCUCCUUUUCCCGGCUGUUGGGGUUGGAUCAGUUUGUGUCCGCUGCGCGCGAUGCCACGUCGUCGCGCCACCAAGAGAUCGCUACAGACUACGGGGUGAAGAUGAACUGCUUGGACUUCUGGUUCAUCGGUGACACUCACAACUGGCGCAACAUCUUCUACUUGCCAAUUGACGGCGAGCACAACAUUAAUGGCCGCACUGUGGACUAUUACCACUUGUACAAGUUACCGUCGAAGGACGUCGAAAACUUGGUUUAG